AUGAACUAUCUCCGAGCUUAUCGCCAUUCAAUCCCCGCUUUUCGCCAGCUCGCUUCAUCCCAUCGAACAACCUCCGCAUUCCCCCCAUCUACAGCUCCCUUGUUCGGACCCGCUUUCGUUCGACGCACAAUGGCAACCGCAAUGGCAAAGCGCCUUGAGGGCAAGACGGUCGUGGUUACUGGUGCCUCUUCUGGAAUUGGUCGCAGCACAGCCAAGGAAUUCGCGCGCACCUCUCCUAAGAACCUCAAGAUCAUCGUGACAGCAAGACGCAUCGACGCCCUCAAGGAGCUGGCGGAGGAAAUCAAAGCGGAGGUCGGCGAUGGAGUCAAGACCCUGCCUGUGAAGCUAGAUGUUAGCAACCCAGAAGAGGUCAAAAACUUUGUGCCGUCUCUCCCUGCGGAGUUCCAGGACAUUGACAUCCUAGUUAACAACGCUGGCCUUGUUAAGGGCGUUGCUCAAGCCCCCAACAUUGACCCUGAAGACAUCAACAUCAUGUUCGCAACCAAUGUCACCGGGUUAAUCAACCUGACUCAGGCCGUCCUCCCUAUUUUCAAGAAGCGCAGCGAUGGUGGUCGUGGCGAUAUCAUCAACAUUGGAAGCAUUGCUGGUCGUGAACCCUACCCUAGUGGUAGCAUCUACUGCUCGACCAAGGCCGCUGUCAAGUCAUUCACAGAGGCGUUGAGGAAGGAGCUCAUCUCCACCCGUAUCCGCGUUAUCGAGAUCGACCCCGGUCAGGUUGAAACUGAAUUUUCCGUUGUUCGCUUCUAUGGAGACAAGCAGAAGGCCGACGCUGUUUAUUCUAACUGUGAACCACUCACACCCGACGACAUCGCCGAGGUCAUUGUCUUCGCCGCUGGCCGGAGGGAGAAUGUUGUGAUCGCCGAUACUCUGGUCUUCCCUAGCCACCAAGUAAGCCAUAUUAGACUUCAUCCUCGAUAA
Messenger RNA from Aspergillus versicolor CBS 583.65, 939 nucleotides. RefSeq names its product oxidoreductase, short chain dehydrogenase/reductase family. The record is from RefSeq and is a predicted model, not a curated record. Gene Ontology annotation, cellular component: cytosol. Gene Ontology annotation, molecular function: oxidoreductase activity. The coding region runs from base 1 to 939 and encodes 312 amino acids. Lineage: Eukaryota; Fungi; Ascomycota; Eurotiomycetes; Eurotiales; Aspergillaceae. The transcript is spliced from 4 exons.